Aspergillus heteromorphus CBS 117.55 is the source of this 1245-nucleotide messenger RNA. Its product is annotated as HMG-box. The record is from RefSeq and is a predicted model, not a curated record. The coding region runs from base 142 to 1056 and encodes 304 amino acids. Lineage: Eukaryota; Fungi; Ascomycota; Eurotiomycetes; Eurotiales; Aspergillaceae. The transcript has 3 exons.
CGAGCGACCUGCGAAAAUUCUUUCUUUUCCCACCCCCCGUCGUCGCCCUUCCUUCUCCUCCCUCUUUCUUCCCUACCAACCACCACCCUUACCACCCUAUCGAUCCUCGCCGGUGUUUGCCACCGUCCUACACCCGCCAUCAUGUCUCCCUCCAAGGCUGCCGCUGAUGGCACCAUCACCAUCGAUGUCGCAGACUUUACCAGAACCCGCGACGGUGUUCUCUCCACUCUACUGAAGCUGAAUGCCGCUAUUUCUGAUGUCAUCAAGGCCUAUGUCAACCAUUCCGAUGUUGCGCUGGGUCACGGCCCUAACAGCCUGGGUAUUGCCGGCCUCGACAGCAUCACUGACAGCCUUCAUGAGUAUGGUCUUAUCCCUGCGCGCGCCUCCAGCCCCGGCGCCAAGUCCGAGGCGGGCGAGAAGAAGAAGCGCAAGCGUCGUGCUCCGGACCCGAACGCCCCCAAGCGCGCUUUGACCCCCUUCUUCCUCUACAUGCAGACCAGCCGCCCUCUUAUCGCUCAGGAGCUGGGCGACGGUGCCAAGCCCAAGGAGGUCUCGGACGAGGGUACUCGUCGCUGGGCUGAGAUGCCUGAAGCUAAGAAGGAGAUCUGGAAGAAGAUGUAUGCCGACAACCUUGCUGUCUACAAGGAGAAGGUGAAGGCCUACAAGGCCGGUGUCACCUACUCGGACGAUGCCAAGGCUGCCAGCCAGCUCCACCAGGGUAUCGAGGGCGUCGAGACUGGCUCUGAAUCCGAGUCCGAAGACGAGUCUUCCGCGUCGGAGGAGGAGGAAGAGGAGGAGGAGACCCCCGAGCCUGAGCCGGUCCGGGAGCCUACUCCCCCGCGCAGCACCAAAAGCCGCCGCCGCAGCGAGGGCAAGCCCGCCUCCGCUAAGGAGGCCGCGGCCCCCGCUGCCGCCGAGAAGGAGUCCCCCGAGAAGAAGAAGCGCGGCGCUGCUGCUCGCAAGGAUGAGGCCGCCCCCGCCUCUACCAAGAAGGCUGCAACUGAAAGCAAGCGUGCCCCCAAGAAGAAGCGCAAGAGCGAGGCCGCUGCCGAGUAAAGUGGCCAUGUGAUGUAAAUUGAUCUAUGCUCUUGGUAUGACAGCAUGUCGUGGAUUGCUUUGUGGGAUGUAUCUGUAUCUUUUCGGGGCUUGCAGUAUGUAUUUCUUGGUCUGUUGGCGCUUGGACUGUCUGCUUUGCUGGGGAGUUCAGUUGAUGUUGGUAGCUGUCUAUGAAUUGAAAAGCUUGGC